GUCAUUAGUGUCAAAGUUUGACGGAAGGGAUGGUUGACGUUUUAAUGUUUUGAAAAUAAAUAGUUUUUCAGAUAAAUAUCAGUAAAUAACUGCUUUUAACUCAAUAUCUAGCCAAUAUGUCGCAGCAUUUGGUUAAUGAAAAUAGUAAAUACAUAUUAGACCUAUUUUCAGAGCAGACCGUAGAUCAACAAACACUAGAUUCAAUAUGCACACAAGUGCAGAAGAAGUUUCCUAAAUCAGACCAUUUUAACUUAUGUCUACUACUAUCUUCACUCAUCACCGGCGGGGACUUGUCCCUGCCUGGUCAGCGCGUGGUGGCCAUAGCCAUCCUGUUUGACGUGUACAAGCUGGACAAUCCCUUUGCAUCACUGUUCCUGCACCUGUUGGAAGGCAAGGCUGGUCUGACACCGCUGUUGCCCCAGGAGAGGCUUCUCAUUGGACAGCUGCAUGGCUUCCUGCCUGUUAAUGUUAAAGAUGUGAUGAAGAAGUCAGCCAAACAGGUGAUGUUGACAGAAGUGUCCCCCAAAGACUUGGAGUUUGACUACUCCUCACUCUCCACAAUAGUGUCGGAGAGAGUAGCAGACAUGAGCUCCAUGGCGCGAGCUGCUGCGCCCGCGCUCAUACCUCUUAGUGAUGGGAGCCCACCAAACCGCAUGGCAAUGAAGGAGCUAUUAGAAUCUCUAAUAUCAAAUGACUACAUGCCGCUGCAUCGGACACUCAAAGCUUCAGGACCAAUCCCACUGCCAACCUUCCUUAUGGACACCACAGAAAUUACUGCUGAUAAGGCAGUAUGGAAAUGUCUAGUGAACCGAGGCGCGUACAACCCCCUGUAUGACACAGACUACGAGGGGCUCAUAGGCCUUCGCCCCGAGAAGCUCGACAAGCGACAGCACAACACGCAGCAGCCGCCACACAAACCUAAGCCAGAAGAAAAAAAGGAGAAGUCUGAAGAGAAGAAAGUAGAAGAGAAGGAGAGCGGUAACGCGGUGGGCGAGGCGGCGUCGCUGACGGCGCUGGCGCUGAAGGGAGCCCUCAGCGUGCAGCACCAGCAGCGCCUGCUCGCGCUGCUCGACGCCGACCCGCUCAGGGUCUACGAGAUCGGCGUCACGCCAACACAGUUACCGGAGCUGGUAGAGAACAACCCCAUGGUAGCGAUAUCAGUGCUGCUGAAGCUGAUCCACUCGCAGCACAUCACCGAGUACUUCAGCGUGCUCGUCAACAUGGAGAUGUCGCUGCACUCCAUGGAGGUCGUCAACAGACUAACAACAUCAGUAGACUUACCCGUCGAGUUCGUGCACCUUUACAUUAGCAACUGCAUCUCGACAUGCGAGACCAUCCGCGACCGCUACAUGCAGAACCGCCUCGUGCGGCUCGUCUGCGUCUUCCUGCAGUCGCUCAUUAGGAACAAGAUUAUUAAUGUUAAGGAACUAUUCAUAGAAGUGGAAGCAUUCUGCGUAGAAUUCUCCCGCAUCAGGGAAGCUGCGGCCCUGUUCAGAUUGCUCAAACAACUGGACUCGGGCGACGGACUGGCGCACAAAGAUACCAAGGACAACUAGCAUAGGGUUCGUACAAGGAAGCGAUAUAUUAGAAGUGUUUCAUGAUAGUAGUCACUGACAGUCGACUUGAUGGCAAGUUAAUAAGUGAGUGUAAACGAGGCAUAAGUUAGUUUGGUAAGACUUGAACAACUAGAGGCCUAUGCUCGUAUUGGACUGCUACUUUUUUACAUUAAAUAUUAAUAAUUUAUUUUAAAUAAAAAAUGUUGAGGGAUUUGACUUCUUGAAGUCUUAUGGAAAAAACCUGUUUACAUAAUUCAUUGAAACAAUUAUAUGUAACCGUAUCGGCGCGGGCGCACACACAGGUCUUGUCGACUGUUGUGAUAGUUUCGUAAAGGGACAGAAUACUAGUUAAACGAGGUUUUGAAAAAACGAAGCAGACCAUAAAAUUGCUAUAUUUUAAAAAAUGGUUUCUUGCCAAAUAUAUACUUUUCAAAACUUGUAUGCUGUAAUUCUACUAGGUACAUAAAAUAGUAAUAUAGUAAGUACAUAUAUUUUUCCAAUAUAAACCUAGAUCUUUUUAUACCUUUGUAAUAAAUAAGUAGUGCACAAAAUAAUAAACUCAUCCAAUAAAUUAUCAAUAGUUACUAAGUAGUAUGUGAUGUACAUAAUAUUAAACAGACAGAAGCCACAAAUAUGGAAAACUGUAGGUACACAUUUAGUACUUAAACAUUAUAGAAUUACAGUUUCACCUUUUUUUUUAAUAAAGGCAACAAUUUGCUUGAUGAGCCUGUUAAGUACCUAUUCGUUUAUCAACCAUAUUUGCGCGUGAAUUCUUCUUAUUCGUUACUACAUCAAAACCUUAAAUAAAAUGUGAAUGUCCUGUUAUCCUAUUUAAAAUAAUGACUGAUUAACUAAGUAGAAACCUAAAAACAAUGAGACGCAUGGAAAUUGAAAUUACAUAUAAUAUUGUACUGAUAGUAUUUCUUCUGUAAAUGUAAGAACGCUAAUUAAAAAGUUAUUGAUGCGUGCAGGAAAUAUAAUGAGUUUCCAUUGCUAUGUAAAUAUUAUACUUGUGUGUUUUUGAAUCAAGAUUGAUUUAGGUAUAUGGAAGUAAAAGGAUUUAUUUGUUAUAUUUUCUACUACAAAUGUAUGAGUAUGACCAUCUGACAGGUUAUAAGCCGUAAUAUAUAAAAUACUUAAGUAAAUUGCAUAAAUGCAGAUGUCAAGUACCUAUAACUAUUUCUCCUAUUUAUCUGUUAAAGUGUGUUGUGUAAGUUGGCAAUAAAACAUACAAAAAAUA
Helicoverpa armigera (cotton bollworm) is the source of this 2796-nucleotide messenger RNA. RefSeq names its product CCR4-NOT transcription complex subunit 11 (gene Not11). Bases 117 to 1556 code for a protein of 479 amino acids. The record is from RefSeq and is a predicted model, not a curated record. Lineage: Eukaryota; Metazoa; Arthropoda; Insecta; Lepidoptera; Noctuidae. The transcript is spliced from 10 exons. Gene Ontology annotation, cellular component: CCR4-NOT complex.